Poecilia latipinna (sailfin molly) is the source of this 6822-nucleotide messenger RNA. RefSeq names its product phosphatidylinositol 4-kinase, catalytic, alpha b (gene pi4kab). The record is from RefSeq and is a predicted model, not a curated record. The transcript is spliced from 55 exons. Bases 89 to 6394 code for a protein of 2101 amino acids. NCBI's taxonomy places the organism in Eukaryota, Metazoa, Chordata, Actinopteri, Cyprinodontiformes, Poeciliidae. Gene Ontology annotation, molecular function: 1-phosphatidylinositol 4-kinase activity. Gene Ontology annotation, cellular component: cytoplasm; plasma membrane. Gene Ontology annotation, biological process: phosphatidylinositol phosphate biosynthetic process; phosphatidylinositol-mediated signaling.
ACUGCGGCUUCCCCAGCGCUAGUAGCCGCUGCUCGGCUUUCUCCUCUCUGGUGAAAUUAUUCCGCAGGCUUCAUGUAGGGACGUAAACAUGUCUUUGGUGGGAGGCAGUUCGAGAGGUUUUUAUUUCAACACAGUGCUGUCUCUGGCCCGCUCGCUCGCUGCCCACAGACCUGCCACUUUGGAAAAGGUCCAGAAGCUGCAAUGUAUGUGUCCAGUAGAAGUGCGUGGUGUGUUCACUUUAGAUGUGCGGCGCAGAGAUGCAGUUAUUGCGCUCUCUGUGUUUCUGGUGGAGUCUGGCCUACAGCACAAAGACAUGAUUGUUCCCUACUUGCUGAGCCUAUUGAAAGGCCUUCCACGGGUCCAGUGGAUCGAAGAAGGGUUGGGAAAGAAAGAAAAGGAUUUUCUCCCACUUGCAGAAAACUUCAGUUUUUGUCUAGUAACAAUUUUAUCAGAUGUGGCUCAGAGAGACCCCGGGUCCCGACUGGAUAUCUUAAGCACAAUACUGGAAGUCAUGCGGGUAUUUCAGGACAUAGUCCAAAACCCUGAUAAUCAUGACAAAGUUUUCCUGUGCAGGUACAUUAUCCCCAGUCUGCUCGGCAUGACUCGAGCCUUCGGCCGCUACAGCCAAACAGAAGAAGCCCUGCUGUCCAAGUUGUUCCGCAAAGAUUUGCCUCAGAUCAGCUGCCAGAUCACGGAGGAAAAUGAAAGCGUGCGACGCAGAUCCUUCAACGACUUUCGUUCCAUCAUGCCGUCUGCACUGCUGUCAGUGGUUCAGGGCAACACUGUGAACAGACGCUCAACGUGCGGCUUGGAUUCCUCUGUUCAGACCCUUACAGACCCAGCAGGCCAGUCACCUUGUUCUCCCACGUCUCGUAGCCUACAUAACUUUGAAGUUGCUGUCCCAGACAGCAGCUUGGUAGAGCCUGACUACUAUUUCACUACAGUCAGCUCCAGUUUCUCAAUGUCUCCUCUUUUUAUGGGUGCCAGUGAAAGUGAGGUGGAGAUUCCUCUUGAACUGCUCCAACAGCUCCUCAGCUUGGUGAAAAACUUUGUUUCCGACGCUUUAUUGAAGACUCUGGACACCACUAUGACCGAAGUUACAGAGUCUAAUAAUGGAAUCAACCUCUAUUACAAAACCUUCAGUGACUCCCUGUAUGUGUGUGUGUUCAAAAUGCUGCGAGACACACUCUACAACUUAAAAGCCUUGCAGCCUGCAUUUGUGCGGGAAGUGCACGACUUUGUCCUGGAGCAGUUUAGCAGCAGCCUGUCGGAGCUGCAGCGGGUGCUUCACGAUACGGCGGGGUUGCCCGGGGAACAGAGCUUGCUCAAGCUUCGAUGCCAAGCCAAUGCUGCCUGUGUGGAUCUCAUGGUGUGGGCCAUCAAAGAUGAGCAAGGAGCUGAGAAUUUGUGCACCAAACUAUCAGAAAAGCUUCAGUCAAAAACUUCCAGCAAAGUUAUUAUUGCUCACAUGCCCCUGCUCAUUUGUUGCUUGCAGGGUCUUGGACGUCUCUGUGAAAGGUUUCCGGUUGUUGCCCACUCUGCAUCGACUUCUUUGAAGGAUUUUCUGGUCAUUCCUUCCCCGGUUCUUACUAAGCUCUACAAAUAUCACAGCCAAUGCAGCACAGGCACAGGAGAAAUUAGGAUAAAUGUGACGAAUGAGUAUAGUCAGUCAACCGUCAACUUGUUCACAAAUAAAAGAGACCAGCCCUCCAUGUACGAGCAGCUCAGAGACAUUUCCAUCGAUAACAUCUGCAGAUGUCUCCAAGCCGGUUUGACGAUGGACCACGUGAUCGUAGAGGCCUUUUUAGCAAGUCUCUCCAACCGUCUGUACAUUUCACAGGAGAAUGACAAGGAUGCUCAUCUAAUUCCAGAGCACACCAUCAAAGCGCUGGGUCAUAUUGCAGUCGCUCUCAGAGACACUCCUAAAGUCAUGGAGCACAUCUUACAAAUCCUUCAACAAAAGUUCUGCCAGCCUCCUUCCCAGCUGGACGUGCUCAUCAUAGACCAACUGGGCUGCAUGGUCAUCACAGGGAAUCCGUACAUCUACCAGGAGGUGUGGAAUCUGUUUCAGCAGAUCAGUGUGAAAGCCAGUUCUGUGGUUUACUCAGCCACCAAAGACUACAGAGAUCAUGGCUACAGGCAUUGCUCUCUGGCUGUGAUCAAUGCUUUAGCAAACAUCGCAGCCAACCUGCAGGGGGAGCAACUGGUGGACGAGCUGCUGAUGAACCUUUUAGAGCUUUUUGUCCAACUGGGACUAGAAGGAAAAAGAGCAAGUGAAAGGGCCUCUGACAAGGGAACAGCACUGAAGGCAUCCAGCAGUGCUGGGAACCUUGGAGUUCUUAUUCCAGUCAUAGCUGUGUUGACCAGGCGCCUUCCACCUAUAAAGGAGGCCAAACCUCGUCUCCAGAAGCUUUUCAGGGACUUCUGGUUGUACUCUGUGGUCAUGGGUUUUGCUGUGGAAGGAUCAGGGCUUUGGCCAGAGGAAUGGUACGAAGGCGUGUGUGAAAUCGCCACAAAAUCUCCUCUCCUUACCUUCCCAAGUGGAGAGCCUCUUCGUUCUGAGCUGCAGUACAACUCAGCUCUGAAAAAUGACACAGUGACCCCGGCCGAGUUGAGUGAUCUGCGAUCCACAAUCAUCAAUCUGCUCGACCCUUCUCCUGAAGGCGCCGUCCUCAUCAACAAGCUGGACUUCGCCAUGUCCACCUACCUGCUCUCUGUCUACCGAUUAGAAUACAUGAGGAUGUCCCGAUCCAACGAUGCUGACAGGUUCCAGGUGAUGUUUCGGUACUUUGAGGACAAAGCCAUCCAAAAAGAUAAAUCUGGAAUGCUGCAGUGCAUCAUUUGUGUGGGUGAUAAGGUAUUUGAUGUCUUCCUCCAGAUGAUGGCUGAAAAGCCAAAAACUAAAGAGCAUGAAGAGGAGCUGGAGCGACAUGCUCAGUUCUUAUUGGUCAACUUUAACCACACUCACAAGAGAAUCCGCAGGGUGGCAGACAAAUACCUCUCUGGUCUGGCUGAAACCUUCCCUCAUCUUCUGUGGAGUGGUAGAGUCCUAAAGACCAUGUUGGAUAUUUUGCAGACACUCUCUCUGUCUUUAAGUGCUGACAUUCACAAGGAUCAACCUUACUAUGACAUUCCAGACACACCUUACAGGAUUACUGUUCCAGACACAUACGAAGCUCGAGAGAGCAUCGUUAAGGACUUUGCGGCACGCUGUGGUGAGAUCUUAAAAGAAGCAAUGAAAUGGGCCCCUUCGGUCACAAAGUCCCACCUACAGGAGUACCUGAACAAACAUCAGAUUUGGGUGUCAGGACUCACUCAGCACACAGGCCUCGCCAUGGCCACAGAAAGCAUUCUGCACUUUGCAGGCUACAACAGGCAGAGCACUACACUGGGGGCUGCUUUCCCUCAGGUGACUCAGCUGACAGAGAGACCAGGGUGUGUGAAGAAGGAUUACUCCAACUUUAUGGCAUCACUCAACCUGAGGAACCGGUACACUGGAGAGGUGGCUGGUAUGAUCCAGUUUUCAGAAGCAACUCACAGCCACUCUGACCUUACCAAGCUGAUGAUCAGUCAGAUGACCAGCGCUCUGGAAAGAAAAGACCCUGAAGCCUUCACGCAAUGCAUGUUCAAGAUGGCCGCUCUGCUUAUAAAUACCAAAAACUGUGAUCCACAGCUGCUGCACCAUGUGUGCUGGUCUCCGCUGAAGAUGUUUUCAGAGCAUGGGAUGGAAACUGCUAUCGCCUGCUGGGAAUGGCUGCUUGCUGCACACAAUGGGGUGGAAGUGCCAUUCAUGCGUGAGAUGGCCGGAGCGUGGCAGAUGAGCGUGGAGCUGAAGAUGGGUUUGUUUUCAGAAACUCAAGUCGGGGCCGGACCCCUAGCUGUCUCGGAGGGAAGCCAGCCUGCACCCUGCGCUCCCGAUGUCGUACCUCACUUCCUCUGGAUAGAGUUCCUGGUGCAGAGGUUCGAGAUAGCCAAAUACAGCAGUGCAGACCAGGUGGAGAUCUUCAUUUCCAUUUUGCAGAGAUCUCUUUCACUGAGUAUCGGAGGAUCCAAAAGCAACAUGAACCGACACGUCGCUGCCAUUGGGCCAAGAUUCAGACUGCUGACUUUGGGUUUAACUCUACUACAUGCUGAUGUUGUGACAAACGCCACUAUCAGAAAUAUGCUGCGAGAAAAGAUCUAUUCCACAGCCUUCGACUUCUUCAGUGUUGCACCCAGGUUUCCCACUCAGGCAGAUAAGAGGCUCAGAGAAGACAUCAGCAUAAUGAUAAAGUUCUAUGCCUGCCUGCUGUCUGACAAGAAGUACCUGACUGCCACCCAGCUGGUCCCACCAGAUCCCCAGGAGAUGUCAUUGAAAGGCCUAUCUGUAAUGGCAGUUGCAGAUAGCCGGAACAGUCUGGACGCAGUUGUUGGUCAGAGGCAGCAGAUUGCCCAGGGAUGGAUCAACACUUACCCUUUGACCUCCGGGAUGUCCACCAUUUCCAAGAAGUCAGGACUAUCUAAAGUAAACAACCGAGGAUCCGAGCUGCACAAAUAUUACAUGAAACGCAGGAUUCUGUUACUGGCUUUACUGGCCAGUGAGAUCGAGCGUCUGACUAUCUGGUACAACCCGUUAUCCACUCAGGAGCUCGCCAUCGCAACAGAGCAGUCGGUGGAAACCAGCAUUGCCAACUGGAGGUCCAAAUACAUCAGUUUGUCAGAAAAACAGGGGAAAGACAACGUCAACAUGGCCUGGACCAUAUCUCCCCACCUGGCUCUGCAGCUGCCUGCCAGAUUUAAAAACUCAAAGUCCAUUGUGUCUGAAGUGACGCGUCUGGUACGAAUGGAUCCAGCUGCUGUGUGUGACGUUCCUGAAGCAGUGAAGUUCUUGGUGACCUGCCAUACAAUUGAUGCGGACUCCCCAGAACUGAGUCAUAUCCUGUGCUGGGCGCCAGUAGAUCCACCAACUGGACUGUCCUACUUCUCCUCCAUGUACCCUCCUCACCCUCUCACGGCCCAGUAUGGGGUCAAAGUGCUACGCUCCUUUCCUCCUGAUGCUAUUUUAUUUUAUAUUCCUCAAAUUGUCCAAGCCCUUCGGUACGAUAAGAUGGGCUAUGUGAGAGAGUACAUCCUGUGGGCUGCUCAGAAGUCUCAGCUGCUGGCUCACCAGUUCAUCUGGAACAUGAAGACCAACAUGUUCCUGGACGAGGAGGGACACCAUAAAGACCCGGACAUCGGGGAGCUGCUGGAAGAGAUGGUGGAGGAGAUCAUUGGAUCUCUGUCUGGCCCAGCCAAAGACUUUUACCAAAGAGAGUUUGACUUCUUCAACAAGAUCACCAACGUGUCCGCCAUUAUCAAACCUAUUCCUAAAGGGGAAGAGAGGAAGAAGGCCUGUCUGGAGGCAUUGGCGCAGAUUAAAGUCCAGCAUGGCUGUUACCUUCCCAGUAACCCUGAGGCCAUAGUUUUGGACAUAGAUUAUAAGUCCGGUACUCCCAUGCAGAGUGCUGCCAAAGCACCGUACUUGGCCAAGUUCAAAGUUAAGAGAUGUGGAGUGAGUGAGCUGGAAAAAGAAGGUCUUCGGUGCCAAUUACGUUCUGAGGAUGAGAAGGACGUUGAGGAAGAGGCCAGUGCCUGCUGGCAGGCGGCAAUCUUCAAAGUUGGAGACGACUGCAGACAGGACAUGUUGGCUCUGCAGAUCAUCAGCCUGUUCAAGAACAUCUUCCAGAUGGUGGGGCUGGAUCUCUAUGUAUUUCCGUACAGAGUGGUCGCCACAGCACCUGGAUGUGGAGUGAUUGAGUGCAUCCCUGACUGCAAGUCUCGGGACCAACUGGGCCGACAGACCGACUUUGGCAUGUACGAUUACUUCAGGAAUCAGUAUGGAGACGAAUCCACACUCGCAUUUCAGAAGGCACGAUAUAACUUCAUCCGCAGUAUGGCAGCGUACAGCUUGCUGCUCUUCCUGCUGCAGAUAAAAGACAGACACAACGGCAACAUCAUGCUGGACAGCCAGGGCCAUCUCAUUCACAUCGACUUUGGGUUCAUGUUUGAAAGUUCUCCUGGAGGGAAUCUUGGCUGGGAGCCGGAUAUCAAACUGACGGAUGAGAUGGUGAUGAUCAUGGGUGGGAAGAUGGAGGCGACGCCCUUCAAGUGGUUCAUGGAGAUGUGUGUGAGGGGAUACCUGGCUGUGAGGCCCUACAUGGACGCCGUGGUCUCUUUAGUAAAUCUCAUGCUGGACACAGGACUUCCCUGCUUCAGAGGGCAGACCAUCAAACUACUCACUCAACGAUUCAACCCUGGCAUGAGUGAGAAAGAUGCAGCUUCCUUCAUCAUUAAAGUCAUCCAGAACUGCUUCCUCAGCAACAGGAGCCGAACGUACGAUAUGCUCCAGUACUACCAAAACCAGAUCCCGUACUAAACGUCAGUGCCUGAGCAUGUGCGUCUGUUGGCCGGUACAUAAUGUAUGUGCCUUUUGUUGAAUUCCCGUCUGGAAAUUGUAACUUAGCUGUUUUUGCUGGUUGUUGGAUUUUGUCCUUAGUAUUUGCUUUAUCAUCCUUUAUUUAUUGUGUUAUGUUGAAAUCAAUCUUACUCCUAUUUACUGUACGGUUGCACUAGCAUCUUGACUUCUGUGUAUUUCAACGAGUAUCUCUCGUUAAUCUGCACGUUCAGUAAAUACUUUGUCAGAGUUUGUGCCAAGUUCUUAAUUGUACUAUUUGUGAAUGUGGCUUCUGAUGAUUUUAAUUGGGGUUUGGAAUUUGACUGUAAGUGGAUGUUUUAUGGUAACAGAAGUAAACCCGUGCCAGUUCUGACCAAUGUGGCCUAUUCAGUCAUCCUGUUCUACAUCCU